AUUCAAUCCAUGAAUUCAAAUGGAAACCUGCAGGACCCGAGAAUCAGUAAACGCAAAUGCUUAGCCAGCUACCCUUACUGGAAAAUAAUAUUAUGAUAUCAUUAUUUUAUUGGUUUUAUUUAAAGUUUUAAUAGUUUUAUCGGAUUCCGACGACUACAAGAAAUAGAAGGGUGGUGUAGAAAACUGUUUUAUUUAGUCUGACUUGGGUAUGUUAGCUGGCUAGUUUGCGAAUGCUAACUAGCUGAGCUCAGGGGGAGGGGAGAGUUUCUUUGCUCUGAAAUUGUGUUAGAUUACAUCAUUUUGUAGUGGGGUUGUGGAGUGGUUAGUGUACACUCAUUGUUUAUGUUAUAUUAAGUUGCGUAUUUUGGAGUAAAGUAAGGAAAACGGUCUCGAAGUGGGGUUGAUGAAUGUGUUAGCGUAGCUAGCUAGUUGUUAGCUGGCUAACAUUAGCUGGCUAGCAAGACAGAAAGACUGGUCAGCUCGCUAGAAGCUAGCGUAGUGGCUAGCCAUCAACCGGUUGUAUAAAGAACUUGCAGUUAGCAUCUUAGUUUUAUGGGGUAGUUGACUAAAUACUCAAUAUCCAGAUCGACGUAGUUAACUAGUUGAAAAUUGCUCAUAUCGAUAAGACAAUGGAUUGUUCAACCACGCUGUGAGGAUGAGUUCAUGUUUUAUACCAAACGGGGCCAGUUUGGAGGACUGCCACUCCAACCUAUUUUGCCUGGCUGACCUGACUGGGAUAAAGUGGCGCCGUUUUGUGUGGCAGGGGCCUACCUCCUCACCCAUCCUGUUCCCGGUGACGGAGGAGGACCCCAUCUUGUGCAGCUUCAGCCGAUGCAUGGCAGCUGACGUACUAAGCGUGUGGCGGAGACACCACACCCCAGGCCGACGUGAGCUCUGGCUUUUCUGGUGGGGGGAUGACCCCAGCUUCGCAGAGCUCAUCCACCAUGAGCUGUCAAGUGAGGAGGAUGGUGAGUGGGAGAGUGGCUUGUCUUAUGAGUGCCGAACGCUCCUGUUCAAAGCUGUCCAUAACCUGCUAGAACGCUGCCUCAUGAACCGCAGCUUUGUCCGCAUUGGCAAGUGGUUCGUCAAGCCUUACGAGAAGGAUGAAAAGCCCAUCAAUAAGAGUGAGCAUCUGUCGUGUGCGUUCACCUUCUUCUUGCACGGGGACAGUCACGUGUGCACCAGUGUGGAGAUCGCCCAGCAUCAGCCUGUCCAGCGGUUGAGUGAAGAGCACCUGAGCUUGGCCCAGCAGAGUGCCUGCCCCUUGCCAGUCAUCCUGAGUCCAUACGGUCUGAACGGAACGGUCACAGGUCAGUCCUUCAAGAUGUCUGACCACCCCACCCAAAAGCUCAUUGAGGAGUGGCGGCAGUUUUACCCCAUCAGUCCCAGCUCCAAGGACCGACCCGAGGAUAAGAUGGAGGACGCCGACUGGGAGGAUGACUCGCUAGCGGCCGUUGAGGUCCUUGUUGCGGGAGUGCGGAUGGUGUACCCUGCCUGUCUGGUAUUGGUUCCCCAGUCGGACCUCCCUGCCCUGGCCCCACCGGGUUCAGUCAACCCCUUAGCGGUCCUGUGUGGGAGCCAGCAGGGCCACGGGGCUCACAGGGACCCUGCCAUGUCCUCCGUCACCCUCACCCCUCCCACAUCCCCGGAGGAGGCCCACACAGAUUCUCAGGCAGCCCAGAGGUGGUUGAAGCUCUGCUCGAUAGUGGAUGGCUUCAGCUCAAACAGCAGCCGUAUCCACAGUGGCAAGAUACCCCGCAGGCUGGCUGCCCAGGUGGUGGAGAGUGUGUGGCAGGAGUGCAAUACCAACCGGGCCCAGAGCAAGAGAAAAUUUGCCACUUUGACCAACGGUACCUGUGAAGAGGAGGGAGACAAAACAGGAGUGUGGGAUUUUGUGGAUUCAUCACAUAGGACGAACUGUAACUGCUCAAGGCAUAAAAACCAGAAGCAACGAUCAGGCAGCACCUCAGGACAUCCCCCAUUGGUGGGCCAGCCUCCACAGCCACCCCCCAAACACAAGUUGGGUGAAAAGCUGGAGAAGGGGGAGAAACAGCAAAAGAGGCCCCAGACACCCUUCCACCACCGCAGCUAUGUUUUUGAGGAGCUGGCCAUGGAGCCCCAGAACCAGAGGCAGUGUGUGAGAACCCAAGACGAGAGCACCUACCCCAGUCUGCACCAUGUGGACACGGCCCCUUCCAAAGCCCCCACAUUGCACACCCAUGGGCCCUCCCAAGACCUUGCUGGCUCCCCCCAGCCGCCGCCUCUAAGUCCUCACCCCUGCGAGGGUGGGGAGGAAGACCCCGGAGCGAUGAAGAGCUCGUCCACGCCCAUCCACCAACACUUCUACCCCACCACUUCCGAGCCCUGCCUUCUUCCCCAGAAGACCUCGUCGGACGAGCCCCACAUGGAGCACCUGCCUUUCCCCCCAGCCUACCCUGAGCCCUUGGAACCAACGGUCUAUGUGGGUUCAGCCAUCAACCCUAAUGAAGACUCGGCCCACAACCCCUGGAAGUACUUCAACCUGCCACGCAAGAAGAACUCUGACUUCCUGACCCCACUGCUGCCUGUUGACAAACUACGGGAUGACACAGGGGGAGGAGCGUGGCAGGAGAAUGUUGUCUCGGUCACAGAGUUGAUGUCAGGAUCCGGCAGGCAUCUGAAGGUGUCUCAGGAUCUGGUGAGGACCUAUACCCAGAGGAGGAACAGCCACCUGGUGUCCGCCAUGGCAGACGAGGAGCAGGAUGAGGAACCAGACCCCUAUGCUUUUGUGGAGGGAGAUGAGGAGUUCUCCUUCACUGACAAGAAGGACAAACCAGGCUCAGAGAGAGAGCCCGGCAAGAGACACAGGGGCGAUGAUGGCAGUGGUUCCUCAACAGAUGAUGGUCAGGGUGGAGCUGGCAGUAAGCCCGUAGCUUCUACCAGUCUGAUCCACGAGACAGACCUAGCCGUGUCCAUCAACGACCUGGACAACCUCUUCAACUCAGACGAGGAUGAGCUAGCUCCUGGAUCCCGGAGAGCAGGACUUCAUGGAGCCGAAGACAAGUUUGGCAGUAAGGAACAUAAACCAGCAAAUCUGGACCCUCUGUCCUGCAUAAGCGCCGCAGACCUGCACAAGAUGUUCCCCACCCCGCCGUCCCUGGAGCAGCACAUCAUGGGCUACUCCCCCAUGAACACCGGGGGUAAGGACUACGGCGGCCUGGAGGCGGGGGUGGGCCUCACCCUGCUAGACGGUGGCCAUCUCAGCAGCCACUACAAGAUGGAGGUAGAAGAAGGCUUCUGCAGUCCCAAGCCCUCUGAGAUCAAGGACUUCUCGUUUGUGUACAAGACGGAGGCGUGCAAGGCGUUUACGGGAUGCUCCAUGUUUGCUCCGCUGAAGACCCUACCCAGUCAGUGUAUGAUGCCCAUGAAGCUGCCUGAAGACUGUACAUACACCCCCAGCUGGACCCUGGGAAAACUGGAGCUCAUACCCCCCGUGCCCCCCUUGGGCCUCCUCACCAAAGACGGGAACAUCCCCAGUGUGGAACCAGACUACCAGAGCUAUACACCUCAGACCCACACCCCCUUCAUGUCCAACAGUGCCCCGCCCAGCAACAGUGGCGCGGGCAUCCUGCCGUCCCCAGCCACCCCUCGCUUCUCCGCCCCCACCCCACGCACUCCCCGCACCCCGCGCACGCCGAGAGGGCCCGCCAGCGUCCAGGGAUCGCUGAAAUACGACAACUCUGACCUGUACUCGCCCGCCUCCACCCCAUCCACCUGUAGACCUCUCAGCUCGGUAGAGCCAGCCACGGUGCCCUCCAUCCCCGAGGCCCACAGCCUCUACGUCACCCUCAUCCUGUCGGAGUCGGUCAUGAACCUCUUUAAGGACUGCAACUUCGACAGCUGCUGCGUGUGCGUGUGUAACAUGAACAUCCGCGGGGCCGACGUGGGGGUGUACCUGAACGACAACGGGGAGGCCCAGUACCCCUGCACCUGCGGCUUCAGCGCCGUGGUCAACCGCCGCUACGGCAGCUCGGCCGGGCUCUUCCUGGAAGACGAGCUGGACGUGGUGGGGCGCGAAUCGGAUGCGGGCCGAGACUCUGAGAGGCGUUUCGAGGAGCUGCAUGCCUCCUCCCUACACAGGACAGGCAACCCCAAGGAGAGGCCCCCAGACGAGCUCAUCUUGCUGCUGCAGGACCAGUGCACCAACCCCUUCUCCCCCGUGGCCGGGGUGGAGCACCGCAAGGCUCUGUCCUCGGCCCCGUCUUGCUCCUCCCUCCGCGUUGAGGAGAGGGACUGCUAUAACGACUGCUACAUGGCUCUGGAGCACGGCCGCCAGUUCAUGGACAACAUGUCAGGAGGCAAGGUGGACGAGGCUCUCGUUAAGAGUACGUGUCUACACCAAUGGCCGAAACGCAAAGUUGCAGAUGUGAGCAGGCUGUUCUCCCAGGAUGUCCUGCGGGUGCUUCUCUCCCUCCAGCCUGUACUCCAGGAUGCCAUCCAGAAGAAAAGGAGCGUACGGUCCUGGGGGGUUCAGGGACCGCUCACCUGGCAGCAGUUCCACAAGAUGGCCGGCAGGGGAUCCUAUGGCACAGAUGAGUCCCCAGAGCCACUGCCCAUCCCAACCUUCCUGGUGGGCUACGAGUAUGACUUUGUGGUGCUGUCGCCCUUUGGCCUGCCUUACUGGGAGAAACUGUUGCUGGACCCCUUCGGCUCCCAGAGGGACGUAGGAUAUGUAGUUGUCUGUCCAGAGAACGAGGCUCUGCUCCGUGGAGCUAAGAGCUUCUUUAAGGACCUUACAGCCGUGUAUGAGGCCUGUCGGCUGGGCCAGCACAGACCAAUCUGUAAGAAUCAUGCAGAAGGCAUAGUGCUGGUUGGUACGGCCGAGGGGCGGAGCCUGGCAGAGCAGCCACUCAGUGACUGGUUCCUCAAGAUGGCCAGCAGCAACGGGAACACUGAAGCGUUCAACAAACUCAAACUCUACGCCCAAGUGUGCCGUCAUGACCUGGCUCCGUACCUGGCCGGCCAGUCUUUGGACGGCUCGCUGUUAAACCAGCGCAGCCCCUCCGAGGCCUCCGCCCAGAGCCACAGCUCCACCAGCCCCUCCGAGGCCUCCGCCCAGGCUCACAGCUCCACCACCCCCUCCUCAGGUCCCCAGAGCUCCAGCACUACCAACAGCACCCCACCCUCCUCAACCACCACCACCUCAGGCCCCCAGGCUGCGGGCGGGAUGGGGGGUCUAGGGAUGCCUUCAGCCAAACCCAGCGCCUACACCCCGUUCGGGACGUCAGGUGUGCCGGGGGGCGUCUCCCAGAACGGGCCCCAGUCGAGUGCACAGAGCGCGGGGGAUAACGGCUCCGCCGCCAACCAGCCUCAGGCCAGCACAGAGCCCGUAGAGACCACGUUGGAGCGAGACAAGGUAGGCGUCCCUACAGAUGGCGAAUCCCACGCCGUGACGUUCCCCCCGGCCAUAGUGGUCUACAUCGUGGACCCUUUCAGCUACGAGGACGCCGACAAGGAGACGCACUCCAGUGUGUGGACGCUGGGUCUGCUGCGCUGCUACGUUGAGAUGCUCCAGUUCCUGCCGCCUCACAUCAGGAACUCUGUGUCCCUGCAGAUCGUCCCCUGCAGGUACCUGUUGCAGCCGGUGCGUGUGGAGGAGCGCCACCUCUACGGUCAGCACCUGAAGUCCCUGGCCUUCUCCGUGUUCACCCAGUGCAGAAGGCCCCUCCCCAACAACACCAACAUCAAGGCUCUGACGGGCUUUGGUCCUGGCCUAGCCAUCGACAUGGCCCUGAGGAGCACGGAGAGGCCAGAGUGCCUGCGUCUGUACACCCCGCCGUUCAUCCUGGCCCCCAUCAAAGACAAGCAGACGGAGCUCGGCGAGACGUUCGGCGAGGCCUCGCAGAAGUAUAACGUGCUGUUCGUUGGCUACUGCCUGUCACAUGACCAGCGCUGGCUCCUGGCCUCCUGCACGGACCAAUCAGGGGAGCUGCUGGAGACGUGCAUCAUAAGCAUCGACAUGCCCAACAGGGCCCGGAGGAAAAAUGGAUCCGCCAGGCGAUUGGGCCUGCAGAAGCUGUGGGAGUGGUGUCUUGGCUUGGUGCAGGUGACAUCAUUGCCCUGGAGGGUGGUGAUUGGCCGCCUGGGCAGAAUGGGCCACGGAGAGUUGCGAGACUGGAGUAUUCUGCUGAGCAGAAGGAACCUGCAGUCUCUCAGCAAGCGCCUGAAGGAGACCUGCAGGAUGUGUGGCAUCUCAGCCGCAGACACUCCCAGCAUCCUCAGUGCCUGUUUGGUUGCCAUGGAGCCCCAGGGCUCUUUUGUCAUCAUGCCAGACUCUGUGUCGACAGGCUCUGUGUUUGGCCGAAGCACCACUCUGAACAUGCAGACGUCCCAGCUGAGCACUCCUCAGGACACUUCCUGCACCCACAUCCUGGUCUUUCCCACGUCGGCCAUGGUGCAGGUCAACAACGCCACCACUGAGCAGAACAUAGACAUCGCCUUCAACCCCAUCAACCCAGACGGUUCAGAUGGGAUGGGCUUAUUUGACCUGUUUGAUAACGACAUGGUGGACCCCGACCUCAUCAACAUUCUGCCUAACUCCCCCACCACCUCCCCUGUUCACUCCCCCGGGGGACACUACCACCAGGGGGGAGACGGCAGCAAGGGCCAAAGCACAGACCGUAUGGAGUCCCAUGAAGAGGCCCUGAACAUCCUGCAGCAGCCUAUGGCUCUCGGCUACUUCAUCUCCACCGCCAAGGCUGGCCCCCUGCCUGACUGGUUCUGGUCAGCCUGCCCCCAGGCACAGGACCAGUGUCCGCUGUUUCUCAAGGCCUCCCUGCACCUCCAUGUAUCCUCAGUCCAAUCAGAUGAGCUUCUCCACAGCAAACACUCUCACCCUCUGGACUCCAACCACACCUCUGAUGUGCUCAGGUUUGUACUGGAGCAGUACAACGCCCUCUCCUGGCUGACGUGUGAUCCUGCCACUCAGGACCGCCGCUCCUGUCUGCCUGUUCACUUUGUGGUGCUCAACCAGAUGUACAACUUUAUCAUGAACAUGCUGUGAACAAGGGAUCACAUGGGACCUGACCCAGAGGAAUCAAGUGGACCCCAUCAUGAAAUUAAUUGGAGGGUAUUUCCUUUUGUAGAUGGACACAAUGUUUUCAGGAUUGGGCGGGUUAUAAGGAAUCACUGUCCAGCCAGUGUCCAUGGCAACACUGGAGGUGUCCUAUCAAUCAAUUGCCAAGUGUCCAUUUAACAAUUUUGGAUGAUAAGGGACUUUUCAUAAAGGAGAAUAAAUUAAGUCUUUUUAAUGAUGAAUCUUCCGAUAAAAUUUUAUCCUAAUGAAAUGCCUGCAUAUAUAUUAUUUAUUGUACGUUUUUAAAUGUGUAAUUUUUAUUUCUUAAUAUCUUUUAUAUAUUAAAAAUUCUAGAGGGUGUGUAUUGCCAUCUCACUUUUAAAGGAAUUGGUUUAAGAUGUAAUGUAACUUUCUGCUGUAGGCCGCUUUUAGAGUAUUAUUUUUUCAAAGGGUAAUUGACCUUUUUAUUGCCAUGAUGUACAGAUGAAGUAGCCUGGGCAUUGACCUCCCUCCCUUUGAGUGGACAGGACUUACAGCUCAGCCAUAGUGGCAGUCUGUUGCACACUUAUUCAAUGCAUUCAGAUGAACAGGAUAUGAGGUACAGAUUGUCAGAUUAUAUAUUUUAUAUGACAGAUUUAGAUAAGUGUGUGUGUGCUUGCGUGCGUGCGUGCGUGCGUGUGUGUGUGCU
Molecule: messenger RNA, 7742 nt
Organism: Esox lucius (northern pike)
Lineage: Eukaryota; Metazoa; Chordata; Actinopteri; Esociformes; Esocidae
Product: mediator of RNA polymerase II transcription subunit 13-like
Exons: 30
Coding region: 656-7042 (2128 amino acids)
Biological process (GO): regulation of transcription by RNA polymerase II
Cellular component (GO): mediator complex
Molecular function (GO): transcription coregulator activity
Source: RefSeq, a predicted model, not a curated record